Hyaloscypha bicolor E is the source of this 599-nucleotide messenger RNA. Its product is annotated as ubiquinol-cytochrome c reductase complex 14 kDa protein. The record is from RefSeq and is a predicted model, not a curated record. The coding region runs from base 53 to 424 and encodes 123 amino acids. Gene Ontology annotation, biological process: mitochondrial electron transport, ubiquinol to cytochrome c. The transcript has 3 exons. Lineage: Eukaryota; Fungi; Ascomycota; Leotiomycetes; Helotiales; Hyaloscyphaceae.
GAUCAGGGACUUACCAGAGAGCUCCGUUCCGACUCGACCUCACGACAGCAACAUGUCUCAACCAUCCCUUGCCGGCUAUAUCGUGAAACGGCCAUGGCUCAAGCGGUGGAUGACGCCAUUGGCCAAUUGGUACGCCAAUGCUGCUGGAUACAGGAAGCUCGGGUUGAGAGCCGAUGACCUGAUCCCCGAAGAGUCCGAGACUGUUCUCCUCGCCCUCAAGCGUCUUCCGCCAAAGGAAGCCUACGACCGUGUCUAUCGCCUUCGACGGGCUUUCCAGUGCUCGCUUGCUCACCAGCUUCUUCCGAAGGAGCAGCAGACAAAGCCCGAUGAGGAUAUUCCAUAUCUGUCACCGAUCAUCAAGGAAAUAGAAGCGGAGGCAAGAGAACGUGCGGACUUGGAAUCGUUGUCUAUCAAGAAGAAAUAAGUGGGGGCAAACGGAUAUGAUGUGUACAAUGGUCUGGCGGGAAUUUAGACGGGUCGUUGAAGUGGGAGAGGACUGUACUGUAUAACGUUGAUCACCCAAUCCAAGAAGUCAUAAGAAGAUAUGAGAAGCAUUUGCGUAUGGCCUUGAAUUAUGUGCGUCGUUCUUACAGUCUGCU